GUCGUAUCAUAAUAAUAUGUACUCGAGUACCGGUAUGAUACUAUAUAACUCUCCAUCAUACACCGCACCGCCAACUGGGAUCCCAUUCUCUCCACUUUCACAGCCCUUCACUGCAUGCCGCGCGUCCCCUAGUAGUCUCUCGCCUCGUUUCCGCGCGUCAUCCCCUCCUGCCCCUUACUGCAGACCAAACCUCACCGGCGCCAAAGCUCCAGUGGAUACAUAUAAUACUCUACUCCCACCUCCCUCGACACCUGUCAACCAGUACCCCGACCCCACUCACUUCCCUCCCUGCUCGCUCUCGACUUCUGUUUCCCCUUGUCCUUGCCCAUCCAUAUACCCUCGAGCCGGAUAGCUCUGCAUCCUCGCUCCUUUGCCAAACGAGGCGUCAACGUCUGAUGGCGCCCAGACCGUCCGAUGGAGAGUUCCAAUCGAGGACCCAACAGAGCCCGUUGGCUUCGGAGCGAGGUUCCGAAACUCAGGGAACGGCUCCGGAGAAAAGGACCAUGAAGUUUCCGAAUAACUUGUUCCCGCUAGGGUAUAAGGAAGGAUUCACUCAAUGGUGGACAGCGGUAUCUCCCACAGUUGCGGAAUCUGCGGUUCUCGGAUUCCUACCGUUCAACAAAAAACCAGCUCCUGCAACAUCCACGCAAGAGGGCGGCGCGGAAACCACUGCCGACCCACCCUCAGCGGAUCGACACGGUCCACGAGAAUGCGCUUCGAAUUUGGUCCCGCUCUCGGGGAAGAAUCGUAUCAUCAACGAGUUUAGUAUAACCCGUACUGCGGAGGGGUCACCCGAGAAUCAUCUAGUGAUGCUCCAUGGCUAUGGCGCGGGCCUUGGUUUUUUUUACAAAAACUAUGACCAGCUCUCCCGAAGGCCUGGAUGGAAGCUCUGGUCACUAGAUCUGCUCGGCUAUGGCCGUUCCUCCCGACCUCCUUUCACCAUUAAGUCUAAGGAUUCCGAGGGAAAAAUUACAGAGGCGGAGGAAUGGUUUAUUGAUGCUCUGGAGGAAUGGCGGGAGGUCCGGGGGAUUGAACGAUUCACUCUUAUGGGGCACAGUUUUGGUGGCUAUCUUGCGAUGCGCUACGCCCUCAAGUACCAGAACCGGGUGAACAAGCUUAUCCUGGCCUCCCCCGUGGGUGUUCCGGAAGAUCCUUAUGCCGUCCGCGGAGAUCUCCCGGAUGAGGGCGCCGGAGGGGAUGGGGGUGCCCUUGGUCAAGAGUUCGUGCAAACCCAGGGGGAGGCAACCCAAAGCAACCCGAACCUCCCCGAUUCGAGCAAAGUUCCCACGGAUUCAUACUCAUCCCCCUCAGCGCCCGCGUCAGCGUCCGCAUCGACCACCUCGUUAGGAGACAAGAAUGUCAACGCACCGACACCGAGGAGGCCACUCCCGAAAUGGCUAGUAUGCCUUUGGGAGGCGAACAUUUCCCCCUUCUCGUUAGUGCGUUGGUCGGGGCCCCUUGGUCCUCGACUGGUUAGCGGUUGGACAUCUCGUCGAUUUAACCAACUUCCCCCAGAGGAAUCUCGCGCCCUGCAUGACUACGCAUACUCGCUCUUCCGCCAGCGCGGAUCCGGAGAAUACGCCCUUGCCUACAUUUUAGCGCCCGGAGCGUACGCCCGACGGCCCCUCCUCUGGCGCGUCCAGGACCUGGCAAAGGUCAACAGGUUCGGCAUCCCGAGUGUUUGGAUGUACGGCGAGAUGGACUGGAUGGAUAUUGCCGGUGGAUAUGCGGCGCAGGAGAAGAUUCAGAACACCCCGGUAGAGGAAGGGCCCAGUUGGGUUGGCGGUGAGGAAUGGCGUGCGGGAAAGGAGGGCAAGGGCGGCGAAGCCAAGGUUCUCGUGGUGAGGAAUGCGGGGCAUCAUCUCUAUCUGGACGGGUGGAGGGAGUUUAAUGGCCUAGUGCUGAAGGAGAUGGAGGAUGUGGAGAAGAGGGAGAAUUUGAGAAGGCAGGUGGCAUAGGUUAUAUAUAGAGAGGGUUGGCCGAAAUGAUCUGGGAUUUUGGUGUACGGUACUGCAAUGCGGGGUUCUUUUUUCUUUUCUUUCCCUUUUCCCUUUUUCUUCCGUUUCACGGGCAGAUUUUGUGUAUGUGUUGGUAUAAACAUCUAAAUUUCUGAUAUCAUAGACUGGCGGGAUUGUGGGGGGGUUGGGGUAUGGUUAGCCUUUCAGCUACGGUAAUGGCCAAGGUGCGAUAAACCACGACCUGUAGUCUACGAGCGAAGAGCACACACCACAACGACGUCUGGGAAAGUGCUGUACAUGCCAAAAUCCCACAGUAUCAUAGCAAUAACUCCAAAAGCUCAUCCAUACAAGCUCUUGGCGGUCCCGCUACGCACCACCGGGGUACUGUGAGUAUCACCGCCCUGUAGGCAAGCUUGGCCUGAAUUUCACUUUUACCUUACCGGGACUCUGGCCCUACGCAGAAACUACCCGUGCCCGUCCAGUUAAAACCCCAUCAGCCAAGCCGCCCUGUACAAUGCCAAACAAACGCCCUUCCCGCACACAAGCACGAGGGGCGCUCGGUCUCCCCACCACCACUAGCGCUCCUUCGCAACGAAAACAUAACCAAACCAACUCCGCCGCCGUCAACAACGCGGGCACUCUACCCGAGUAUCAUACUCACCCCCGGUAGACUUACUGCUAUGAUACUAUACUGCGCCGCUAUAUCUCUCCAUCCAUCCACCGACCAACCAACUUCCCCAUCGAAAGCCGAUCGGCGAACACACCCUUGCCCUUCCUUCCUUCCUUACUUUGACCGCCCACGAAUGAGUGAGUAUAGUACGAGUACUAAUACUGUAGAUACCGGGAUGAAGUCUUCACACAUGGAUUCGGCGAUAACACGGGACGGGUGUGGGACCCUGCGUAGAAAUAGAUUAGCUUACGGUAGCUUAUUUGACCCAGGCAGGGUGCCUGAAAUGAUCCCUGCAAGUUUUUUUCUUUCCCGCAAUAACAGUAAGUUAAUAUAAUACGGUAGUUGCACUCACAAUGCUAGUGACUUACAGUAACCUCCGAGAGCAAGUCUAUAAUUAUAAUACAACGACAGUACUGUACUUGUACAGUACAGUAUCAUACACCACCGCUACACCUCCACACAAGUGAAUUUCAAGAUCAGCCUCUCACAACC
This is a messenger RNA of Tuber melanosporum (Perigord truffle), 3120 nucleotides long. RefSeq lists its product as uncharacterized. The coding region runs from base 396 to 1958 and encodes 520 amino acids. Gene Ontology annotation, molecular function: A2-type glycerophospholipase activity. The transcript is spliced from 2 exons. Lineage: Eukaryota; Fungi; Ascomycota; Pezizomycetes; Pezizales; Tuberaceae. Gene Ontology annotation, cellular component: mitochondrial inner membrane. Gene Ontology annotation, biological process: cardiolipin acyl-chain remodeling. The record is from RefSeq and is a predicted model, not a curated record.